AUGUCUGAUAGAGUGUCAAGACUAGCGGAAUUAAGAAGAAAUAGAGCCAAAACUACGGAAGAUGAGAAUAAUAAUGAUCAAUUAAGAUCUGAACCACAAGAAUCUGUUAAUAAUUCUUCAGAUCAAGUAAUUACAAAGACAGAUUCAACUUCUGCUGAGCCUUCAAAAAUCUAUCAAAAAUUAACACCCAUGGAAGAAAUGAAAUCGGACUUACAACCUUAUUUAAAUAAAGCUAGUAUUAAAACAAACAGGGCUAUUAAUAAAAUCAUACAAGAUAAACUUGACUCGUAG
Molecule: messenger RNA, 291 nt
Organism: Lodderomyces pseudojiufengensis
Lineage: Eukaryota; Fungi; Ascomycota; Pichiomycetes; Serinales; Debaryomycetaceae
Exons: 1
Coding region: 1-291 (96 amino acids)
Source: RefSeq, a predicted model, not a curated record